UUUAGUUUUAGAGUCAUAAAGAUCAGAAAACCUCACCCUAUAAAUCAGAUGUACAGAGCUGCCGACCUCUGAGGAGAAUCAAACAGAUCAAAGUCUGGAGAAUACGACAAAGUCCAGAAUCUCCAGAGUCCUGAUUCAGAUGAUAAACGUGGAUGAUCUGAUGUCCACCUGUGGGGCAGAAAAAUACAGAAUAAUAAAGAUAAUUCUGGUUUAUUUCAGCCUCUCGGUCUCCCUUUCAAGAUUCUGUAUGAUAAUGCAUUUUAUUGUCUUUCGUAUAUUUUAUGCUCUUGUAAAAGUUUUAAUAAAAACUAAAAAUAAGAAGACACUCACUACUACCAUUCCUUGAGCCCCUUCCACCUUCUCAAGUCAGUCAGAAUUUUAUCCAGAAACUGACUAACAAAUAGUUGUUGAGCUCAAAUGUCGAGUACAUUUCAUCAAACUGGUGUCAAAGAAUCGCAUUAAAUUGUCAUAGAAAGCAGACUGAAGCCACAGGUCAGGUUUCAUUAACACCUCUGAGGUUGUCCUGGGAAUGAACCAGUAUCUUCCAGUAUGGAGAAGAGCAGCAGGUGUAGCUGUUCUUCUUCCUCUUCUUUCUGCUGUUCAUCUCUGAGGUCAUCGUCUCUGCUGAUGUUGAGGUUUUUGAGGCCUGAACAGAUCAAUAGUUCCACUUCUCAGCCAAACUGUCCGCUGACAGAGCAGGUCUGCAUCAGCGCUGACGCACCAGCAACAACACCCGCAUCAUCAACAACACCUGCAUCAUCAACAACACCUGCAUCAUCAACUACACCUGCAUCAACAUCAACACCUGGAUCAACAACACCUGCAUCAACAAGAACACCCGCAUCAACAACACCUGUAUCAACAACACCUGCAUCAACAACAACACCCGCAUCAACAACACCUGCAUCAACAACAAGACCCGCAUCAACAAAAACACCUGCAUCAUCAACUACACUCGCAUCAACACCCGCAUCAUCAACACUCGCAUCAUCAACACCCACAUUAUCAACAACACCCGCAUCAACACCUGCAUCAGCAACAACACCUGCAUCAGCAACAACACAUGCAUCAACAACACCUGCAUCAGCAACAACACCCGCAUCAACAACACCUGCAUCAACAACACCCGCAUCAGCAACAACACCCGCAUCAACAACACCUGCAUCAACUACACCCACAUCAACACCCGCAUCAACAACACCUGCAUCAACAACACCUGCAUCAGCAACAACACCCGUAUCAACAACACCUGCAUCAACAACACCCGCAUCAGCAACAACACCCACGUCAACAACACCUGCAUCAACAACAACACCCGCAUCAGCAACACCACCCGGAUCAACAACACCCGCAUCAACAACGCCUACAUCAACACCCACAUCAACAACACCACCCACAUCAACAACACCUGCAUCAACAACACUUAAAUCAACAACACCUGCAUUAAUAACUCCUGCAUCUGCAUCACCUACUUCAACAACAUGUGCACCGACAACACCUGAAACAACAACACCUGAAGGAACAAUACCACCUGAACUAACAAUAAAACCUACACCAAAAACACUCUAAAAUCACCACUAUCAACACCUACACUUACAACAAAACCUGUACCAACACCACCUGAAACAACAAGCAUUCAGCAACACCUGUAUCUGCAUCACCUACUCAAACAAACAACACAGAAACCAAUUAAAACCUGAAACGCCAACACCUGAACCAAUAGCAAUGCCUGAAACAGCAACACCUGAACCAACAACACCUGAACCAAUUACACCUGAAAAGCAACGCAAUACCUGUACCAUAAACAGCACUAACACUUCCAACACCUGCACUUACAACAAAACCUGUACCAACAACACCUGAACCAAUGACACCUGUACCGACAACACCACCUGAAACAGUAAUACCAGAAUCAACAACAUCUGCAUCAAAAAUACCUGAGCAGUACUACCACCACCUCAACCAACAACAAGACCUGAACCAGUAACACCACCAACACCGUACACCAGACAUGGGCACUAUUACCUAGAUCUAAAUCUCACCUGGUGCAAGUGUUGUUGUUGGUGACUGACAUGGUCUUAGAAAGUUUGGUUUCUGGAUGAACUCCUGCUUCCGAUGUGUACAAACAUUAUUAUGUGUG
This is a messenger RNA of Amphiprion ocellaris (clown anemonefish), 2140 nucleotides long. RefSeq lists its product as uncharacterized. The record is from RefSeq and is a predicted model, not a curated record. The coding region runs from base 550 to 1569 and encodes 339 amino acids. The transcript has a single exon. NCBI's taxonomy places the organism in Eukaryota, Metazoa, Chordata, Actinopteri, Pomacentridae.